GGGCGGACUCCUGCAGGGCGGUGUGCUCAGGAACCUGCGCCCGCAGAUCGAGGCACGAUGGCUGCAGCCCGAGGCCCAGGGACCAAAAGGGGUAUUUUGGAGCGUCUGGAGAGUGGAGAGGUUGUGAUUGGAGAUGGCAGCUUUCUCAUAACCCUGGAGAAGAGAGGCUACGUGAAGGCUGGGCUCUGGACUCCAGAAGCAGUAGUGGAACACCCAGAUGCAGUUCAUCAGCUUCACAUGGAAUUCUUGAGAGCAGGAUCAAAUGUCAUGCAAACUUUCACCUUUUCUGCCAGCGAGGACAAUAUGGAAAGCAAGUGGGAAGACGUAAAUGCCGCUGCCUGUGAGCUCGCCCAGGAAGUGGCUGCCAAAGGCGAUGCUUUGGUAGCAGGUGGGAUCUGCCAGACAUCAAUUUACAAACACCACAAGGACGAAACCAGAGUCAAAACACUUUUUCGACUACAGCUACAGGUUUUUGCCAGAAAAAAUGUGGACUUCUUCAUUGCAGAGUAUUUUGAGCAUGUUGAAGAAGCUGUGUGGGCUGUGGAAGUCCUGAAAGAAUUUGAUAAACCUGUGGCAGUUACCAUGUGCAUAGGCCCGGAAGGAGACAUGCGUGGCGUGACACCAGGAGAAUGUGCCGUGAAGCUGGUGAAGGCUGGGGCUUCCAUCAUUGGUGUAAACUGCCGAUUUGGGCCUGGGACCAGCUUGCAGACCAUAAAGCUCAUGACAGAAGGCCUCAAGGCUGCAGGGCUGAAAGCACACUUGAUGGUGCAGGCCCUGGGGUUCCACACACCUGACUGCAACAAAGGAGGGUUUGUGGAUCUCCCAGAAUACCCCUUUGGACUGGAACCCAGAGUGGCCACCAGGUGGGAAAUUCAAAAGUACGCCAGAGAGGCCUACAACCUGGGGGUCAGGUACAUUGGCGGGUGCUGCGGAUUCGAGCCCUACCACAUUAGGGCAAUUGCAGAGGAGCUGGCCCCAGAGCGGGGAUUUUUGCCCCCAGCUUCAGAGAAACACGGCAGCUGGGGAAGUGGUCUCAAUAUGCAUACCAAACCCUGGAUCAGAGCAAGGGCUAGGAGGGAGUAUUGGGAAAAUCUGCUGCCAGCUUCGGGAAGACCUUUCUGUCCAUCGCUCUCAAGGCCAGAUGCCUAGGGAGUAGUGAAAGAAACACAAAUAGUAGAAUGGAAAGAAAUUGCCCUCAAGGCCGGUCUGGGACUCUUCCUCGCCUUUACCCUCGCCUGCCUUGCUACGUCCGGCUGCUGAGCCACCGCUGUGCGGCCUCGACCAGCGACAGCCACGCAUGCGUACUGAGCGUCUGCGGGGCAAGGUACCCCUGAUGGGUGCUGCUGCGGUACAGAGGAAGGAAAGAGGCUAAUCAUAAUCUGAAGAUCAUCAGAGUAGCCAAACGUGUCUUCAUGACAUCUUAACAUAACCAGCAUCACAGAGAACCAACUAGUGAAUAGUUCAGGGGACUAAGCCAGGUGCUCCAUCUAAAACAUGGAGUCCACUUUCUUUAUGCGUUUUGUAUAUUUCCAAAAACAAUUCCCAAAGAAAAACUGCAAUAGAUGGUUCCAUCUGAGCAAUGGCAUGAUAUUAAAAAUGGUGUAUAACUUCCAAAGUGAUUACUUUCAAAGAUGAUUUUUGCUAAAGGUAUUAGGUCCUAGUACUUUUUAAAUGUGUCUUUAUAAUCACAAAUAUUUAUAGAUUACAAACUAUUUAGGGACAAGAACCAUGUGAUAUGCUUUUAAAAUUUCUCUUUAUUUAGCAUUGUGCUAGACAUAAUAUAGAUGCUCAACAAAAUACUCGAAUUAAAAGAAGUAAAAAUAUUAUUAGACAAUAUUAAAAGUCGGUUUAAAUUUAUCUUAACCUAAUAUUUUCUUGAUUUAUGUUUGUGGUAUUUUUCUCUUCACAACCGUGUAUCAAUUUGUGACAAUAAAAUUCAAAAUAAUGUACCUUU
Tupaia belangeri chinensis (Chinese tree shrew) is the source of this 1954-nucleotide messenger RNA. RefSeq names its product betaine--homocysteine S-methyltransferase 2 (gene BHMT2). The transcript is spliced from 8 exons. Gene Ontology annotation, molecular function: S-methylmethionine-homocysteine S-methyltransferase activity; zinc ion binding. The record is from RefSeq and is a predicted model, not a curated record. NCBI's taxonomy places the organism in Eukaryota, Metazoa, Chordata, Mammalia, Scandentia, Tupaiidae. Gene Ontology annotation, cellular component: cytosol. Gene Ontology annotation, biological process: L-methionine salvage. Bases 58 to 1149 code for a protein of 363 amino acids.